GAGGUUACUCACUUAACAAGGAGCAGCUGUGAAGAUGAAACACCUUUCUAUACCACUUAAUUUUCUUUUUGUGAAUACACUUUUAUCUUUACCUGUUUAUCCUCAUGAUGAAGAGAAUGAAAUCACCCCAGAAACAUAUCAAGCAGUUCCUCACAUUAGGAGAUGGUUCUGAAGGUCUCAUUCAAAAUGAGGACUCCCUUUCAACCAAGAUUAAAGAGGAUCAGGAAUUCUAUGGACGGCAGGUAACAGGAAACCUGGAUCCCGGAACUAUUGAAGUAAUGACAGGUCCUCCAUGUGGAUUUCUUGAUCCUGCUCCAUAUAGACUCUAUCCCGGAAAACCUCGAUGGAAUAAAUCAUUUGUAACAUACAGUGUGGUGAACUACGUACCUCAACUAAGCUACUUUGAAACAGAACUUGCCAUAUGGAAGGCUGUGAAUAUUUGGCAGAAAGUAAUCCCACUGACUCUUGUCAGAGUCUAUAAUAUUGAAGCUGAUAUCAUGAUUUCAUUUGAACCACGUGUUCACGGUGAUAAUUUUCCAUUUGAUGGGCGUGGAGGUACUUUGGCUCAUGCAUUUUCACCUGGACAAGGAAUUGGCGGGAAUAUACACUUUGAUCGGGAGGAACAUUGGACACUGAGGCGUAAUGGAGUCAACUUUUUUCAUGUGGCAACCCAUGAAUUUGGUCAUGCUUUGGGUCUUGCUCAUUCCAAUUAUCGAUCUGCUGUGAUGUAUCCAACAUAUUCUAAAAGACAUUCAAACUUAUUCUCUCUUUCAAUUGAUGACGUUAGAGGAAUACAACAUCUGUAUGGAACCAUACAAAUGUUGAAGCAAGAAUCUGCACUGCAACUAAUGCCAGAUAAAUGUGAUCCCUCAAUGUCAUUUGAUGCUGUUACCAAGGCCAAUGGAGACAUCUUUCUCUUCAAAAAUGAAUACCUUUGGCGAAAAGCUCAAAAUGCAGCAGAUGCCAAGAUUAGCUCCAUUCAAGAUGUCUGGUCAGACCUCCCUUCAAAUAUUAAUGCAGCUUGUGAAAUUCCUGGAGAAGACAUUAUUUAUUUUUUCAAAGGAUCAAAAUUGUGGACCUACACAAAUAACAAACUCAAUCGCAGAUCAUCACAGUCUAUUUACUUGUUUGGAUUUCCAACGUAUGUGAAAAAAAUUGAUGCAGCAGUAUUUAUACCUCAAACAAGGAAAAUCAUCUUCUUUGUAGGGAAAAUGUUUUGGAGGCAUGUAUUUUCACUUUUGUUACAUUCAUCCAUCUAACCUCCUCUUUUGUUUGCCAAUAGUAUCACAACCUUUAAUGUCUUCAAUGUCAUGCGUCUCUGAUCUAUU
This is a messenger RNA of Leucoraja erinaceus (little skate), 1328 nucleotides long. RefSeq names its product matrix metalloproteinase-20-like. The record is from RefSeq and is a predicted model, not a curated record. The transcript has 8 exons. Bases 105 to 1259 code for a protein of 384 amino acids. Gene Ontology annotation, cellular component: extracellular matrix. Gene Ontology annotation, molecular function: zinc ion binding; metalloendopeptidase activity. NCBI's taxonomy places the organism in Eukaryota, Metazoa, Chordata, Chondrichthyes, Rajiformes, Rajidae. Gene Ontology annotation, biological process: proteolysis; collagen catabolic process; extracellular matrix organization.